AUGACGUUGGACCCGCUAGGAACGGACAUAAGCCUUUUGGACAACAACUUAACGCAGAUCUUUCGAGACUCGGAAGAAUGGCUAACCCUGGAGUACCUGCUACAAAUGAAUGUGAGGACGUCCAGGGUCCGACUGGUCCAGGCAUGGCACCUGUCUCCUGUGCACCUCAUAAACAAAUUUGAAAAGAGGAAUUCGAAUAAGUUGGUUUUGAAAAGUUUUAUUGACGCAUCGUCCCUGGACAUGGAUAACUCCAUCCAGGACGUCUGCACACGCGGUUUUUCCGUGUCGCGCAGGGGGCUGCGCCUCUCCGUGGGAAAUUUCAACAUCCCGGGAUUCCCCCUAACAUCACUAAACGCGGGACGAGCAAUGGUGAACCCAAACGAACUGGAGAGCGAGACAGGCACAACGAACAAGGCAAAGAAAACUCUGAGGAACAUCCUAAAGCACAGCGAAACGGUGUUACUAUCAGGAGAGAGAAGCGUGUUCGAAUUUUUCUUAUGUGACGUCGGCGUGGGUCUCUCUCUAGCGGUCAGCGAAAGGGAAGCAGAAAUGUACAACAGAGACACAGUCCCAAUAGAAUAUGACAGUAUUUUUAUUGACAAGAAAAAAGGGAGUGCAUUGGAUCACUCGGUGACCAUCCAUUAUAGCGAUAGGGAUGAACAGGAAGGUAGUGGCAUGUCAAGGGGGGGGACAAACCAAGAGGAUGAAAACAGCGAAAGGAUAAAUUUAGCCUUGGGUGGAGAUACCAUGGCAUCAUGUGGAGUACUCCCACACUAUACCUUCCAUCAUGAGUACAUCAUUUUUGAUAACUCACAAUUGUUACCUCGGUACUUAAUACAAUUUGAAUGUGACCCAAAUGGAGAAGAACAUUUCAGCUUGCCCUUAUGUGACUACUGUGGAAAUGCACCAUCUGUCUUUUAUUGUGAAUCGGAUGAGGUAAAAUUAUGUGCCAAGUGUGAUCAUAUUAUACACAGCCAAAAUAAACUUGUGAAGAAACACAUCCGGAAGACACUAAACGAAGCACAAACCAUAUCAGGCAAAUGUAAAGUACAUGUACAGGAACGUGUGAAUAUGUUCUGUACAAUUUGUCACAUACCCAUAUGCAAUAAAUGCGUUUCGAGUCAUGCACACACAGAUUUGUGCGGGGAAAAUAGCCCAUGGUUCAGUAACAAAAACGAUGCAAUAAUUUCACUAAAUUUAGCUUAUAAAGCCAUCAUCAAACACAGUGCCAUUCCUUCAAAUGUCGUCAAAGGCGAAAAAAUUAAAUUAAAUCAUAUGUUGAAAAAAAUCGAUAAAUUAUAUGAACAAGUCAGGUCAAAUAUAAAAGAUACGGAAAAACAUGUGUACACAAUUUUAGAAGAUGUUAUUAAACAGCUACAUGUAAUUACUGACCAGAAAAUGUGUGCAGUGUUGAGUGAAGAAUAUGAAUUGAAACGACAAUUUAGCGAAAUUGCAUGGAACGAAAAUUUUCUCUAUUAUCUACAAACAGUCUUGCCUCCAGCUGAUUUUAUGAAUGCUUGGCUUAAGCACUGCUUGGUACGAGAAGAAAUUGAAAGGAACUCGGGCCACGCGGAGACGCCCAACGCGCUCGUGUUCCCUGACAUGUGCAUUCGCGGAAAUAUCAACGUCGUCACGGAGGAGUCUGCGCGCCACGCGGAGGGAAAACAACACUAA
Molecule: messenger RNA, 1674 nt
Organism: Plasmodium fragile
Lineage: Eukaryota; Apicomplexa; Aconoidasida; Haemosporida; Plasmodiidae
Exons: 2
Coding region: 1-1674 (557 amino acids)
Molecular function (GO): zinc ion binding
Source: RefSeq, a predicted model, not a curated record